Messenger RNA from Aspergillus neoniger CBS 115656, 1062 nucleotides. RefSeq lists its product as uncharacterized. The coding region runs from base 1 to 1062 and encodes 353 amino acids. Lineage: Eukaryota; Fungi; Ascomycota; Eurotiomycetes; Eurotiales; Aspergillaceae. The record is from RefSeq and is a predicted model, not a curated record. The transcript is spliced from 4 exons.
AUGUCUCCAAAGACCUCUAUCAUCACCACAUACCUCCUCGCCCUCCUCGCCAGUCUAAUCGCAGCCCAAACUGUCCGAGAACAUCUUGACAGAUUUUGUCCCUCCAGAAAUGGGCAGGAGGUCCAACUGGAGGAGAGACUAUUUGUCACAUACCACUGUGGAAAGGCCCCCGAGGACUGGGGUCUUCUGGAGAGCUACCCUGCAGCGAUGGAUCCUGAAGCCUGCAGUCGCGCCUGUGUAGCCAGCUCUACCUGCAAAGGAAGUCUAUACAGUGCGCAACCGGCGAACCGCAGGGCUCCGUGUUUCCUGUAUUCGGGUGCCACUGAGCCGGUUCUUGAAGAAAUGGAUCGUGUGUUGUGGAUGUCGUAUCGCAAGGUUUCGCCUUUGGACCCGGUUGAUUGUAAGGAGGAGCUUGAGUUGGUGGGGGAGUUGGAGGAUAAGGUCAGUGGUUUACAGAGUGAGAUGGAGCAGUUGAAAAAGGACUUGGAAGCUUGCCAGGCCUCUAGUGGUGGCGAGGAAGGAGAUGGAGGCGAUAACGGAGGAGGGGAAGAGGGAGGUGAAAAUGCUGGUAACGACGGCGGUUCAGGAACUGGACCAAAUGAUGCUGUUUGUGCUCGAAAUGAUGAAAACGUCUUUAGCAAUGAGAGCAGAAGAUGGGAGCUGCACACUGACAGAUAUACCCGUUAUGGAACCGGUGCGAACAAUGACCUUGGCAGGGAUUCCCCCUACUUCAAUAUUGCAGAAUGUAUUCAUCAGUGCUCUCAGAUCCCCAAGUGUAGGAUGGUAUACUUCCAUAUAGGUCUCCGCACUUGUUUCUUUGCGACCAGACCAAGAACUUUGAGUGGACGUGCUCCCAAUUAUGACGCUGCCUGGGCUCUUGGAUCCUACAAUGACGCUGUCGCUAUGCACGGUGCUGCCGUUGCUGUCAAAGCCUGCCCGCAUUCGAAGUGCUUCAUUUUGUUGGAAGGUCUCGAGUUUGGAAGUUACCAAACUCGUAUAUUCAAGCGACUUCCCCACAGUCUUGUCAAUGUGGUGACUGAAAGCAACGAAGGUUACGAGUAG